UGGAUAUCGUCUAUAUAAGGCGUCUUUAUUUCAGUCUAAGGCACAUGCAAGUCUGUGCAUACCACCGAAGACACAAGCAUGUUCAAUAUUGCUGUCGUGCUGGGUCUGUGCUGUAUUGCAGUCACUCAAGGUUUUCGAUGGCCACCACCGUGCAAAAAGCCACCCUGUAAGCAUGGGUACGGUUAUGGCGGCGGCGGCAUGGGCGGUGGGAUUGGCGGCGGCUGGGGCGGUGGUAUUGGCGGCGGCAUCGGCGGUGGUAUUGGCGGCGGCAUCGGCGGAGGUAUCGGUGGUGGAAUGGGCGGUGGGUAUGGCGGUGGGUAUGGCGGUGGGUAUGGCGGUGGGUAUGGCGGAGGCGACUACGAUGAUAUGGACGAAGGAUACGGCGGGGGAAUAAUGGGCGGCAUGGGAGGAUAUUCCGGGGGUGGUCUGUAUGGCGGGUCUGGCGGUGGGUGGAUGGGGUCUGGCGGCUCGUGGGGUGGGUCUGGCGGUGGGUGGAUGGGGUCUGGCGGCUCGUGGGGUGGGUCUGGCGGUGGAUGGGGAGGAUCUGGCGGCGGGUGGGGUGGCUCGAUCGGCAGAAGGUGUGAGUGUCGUAGGUUCUGCUACUUCAACGAGCGCCAAGUGGGCCGCUGCCAGAAAUGGAACUGCAAGAAGUGCGUGUUAUGCUGCAAGAACAGCAAAUAUUAAACGGGCUUCGCACUGACAAGGCUAGCUUUGAAGAUGAAGGGCGAUGUCUGCACGGAUAAAAAACGGCUGUACUAGAUAUGUUAUAUUUGGUUAUCCGUAUAAUGUAAUCGAGCAUUCAAAAAUAAAAAUAAAUUUACAAUUGCAUUGAAA
Dreissena polymorpha is the source of this 834-nucleotide messenger RNA. RefSeq lists its product as uncharacterized. NCBI's taxonomy places the organism in Eukaryota, Metazoa, Mollusca, Bivalvia, Myida, Dreissenidae. The coding region runs from base 79 to 684 and encodes 201 amino acids. The record is from RefSeq and is a predicted model, not a curated record. The transcript is spliced from 4 exons.